UUGACAAAUGGAGGUAGUGCAGGGCAAUUAGAAACAGAGUGAGUUAACUCAUUAGUAACCAAACUGGGACUCAAUCCCUGGUGCAGUCUGUGCUUACAGUGAGUUUCUCUGGGCCUCAGCUUCUUCAACUUUAGAACAAAGGGUCUCAAUUCACAGAUGAUCAUGAAGUUCUAUUUCAGCUCUAUUUGAUUCUAGUAAGUUAUAAGAAAACUUUGAGUUUUGUUUCUAUUUUUGAUAAGGAUGGAUUCCAAAUACGCCACCCACAAACAAUUUUACAGAAAAAUUUGCAACAAUAUUUUUAGUGGGUUACUGCAGAGUGGUUCCUUCUAUCACUGUAUCAUAUAAAGCUAGCCAUGGGGGCUUAAACCUGUGAACUUCAGUCAAUUGUGCAAACAAAGCUUACUGGGGUAUAACUAGUGCAUGAAAUAAUCAUAUGUAUAUUGUCCACCAACUUCCUCCCACUACAGAAAUAGAGAAAUGAGGGUUUUUUGAGGAGGCAUUUACCAUAUUGACUGUAACUACUGACUUUUUUCAAUACUCUGUUUAAUUUCCCCUUUUUGCCCCACCGUAGUUGGUGUCAUGCAAGAAUCUGUUUACAUUGACUAAGGAUAUUGGAAGAGUGAAGAUCAGAGGAUUUUAAGUCUGAAAUUUGGCAUCACUGCCCUUAACAAUAUAACCUUAUUUGGCGUAAACUACUCAUACAGACAAAGGCAUUAUCCAUCAUAUUAAGUAACUUUUUGUAUUUAUUUCAAGAGGACAAUCGUGAUUAGAAAAGCUCCUGUGUCAAAAUUCAAGAAAAUCUGACAUAAAUGAACAACAACACAACAUGUAUUCAACCAUCUAUGAUCUCUUCCAUGGCUUUACCAAUCAUUUACACCCUCCUUUGUGUUGUUGGUCUUUUUGGAAACUCUCUCUCUCAAUGGAUAUUUUUAACAAAAAUCGGUAAAAAAGCCUCAACGCACAUCUACCUGGCACACCUUGUGACUGCAAACUUACUUGUGUGCAGUGCCAUGCCUUUCAUGGGUAUCUAUUUCCUGAAAGGUUUCCAAUGGGAAUAUCAAUCUGCUCAAUGCAGAGUGGUCAAUUUUCUGGGAACUCUAUCGAUGCAUGUAAGUAUGUUUGUCAGUCUCUUAAUUUUAAGUUGGAUUGCCAUAAGCCGCUACGCUACCUUAAUGCAAAAGGAUUCCUUGCAAGAUACUACUUCGUGCUAUGAGAAAAUAUUUUAUGGCCAUUUACUGAAAAAAUUUCGCCAGCCCAACUUUGCUAGAAAACUAUGCAUUUAUAUAUGGGGAGUUGUACUGGGUAUAAUUAUUCCAGUUACCAUAUACUACUCAGUCAUAGAGGCUACAGAAGGAGAAGAGAGCCUAUGCUACAAUCGGCAGAUGGAACUAGGAGCCAUGAUCUCUCAGAUUGCAGGUCUCAUUGGAACCACAUUUAUUGGACUUUCCUUUUUAGUAGUGCUAACAUCAUACUACUCUUUUGUAAGCCAUCUUAGAAAAAUAAGGACCUGUACAUCCAUUACGGAGAAAGAUUUGACUUACAGUUCUGUGAAAAGACAUCUUUUGGUCAUCCAGAUUGUACUAAUAGUUUGCUUCCUUCCUUAUAGUAUUUUUAAACCCGUUUUUUACAUUCUACAGCAAAAUGAUAACUGUCAGCAACUGAAUUAUUUAAUAGAAACAAAAAACAUCCUCACCUGUCUUGCUUCAGCCAGAAGUAGCACAGACCCCAUUAUAUUUCUUUUAUUAGAUAAAACAUUCAAGAAGACACUGUAUAAUCUCUUUACAAAGUCUAAUUCAGCACAUAUGCAAUCAUAGGCUUGACUUUUGAAUGGAAAACCCACAAUAUAGAAAAGCAUUCCUGUGACUUUAUUAGGGAUGUUAAACUACAUCAUUAACAUGUCACAGUUUAGAUGACAAUAGUCACCAAGAAAAUCUCUUUGGUUUUUAAAAAUAAAUAAAUAUAUAUUCAUAAAACUCAAAAAACAGUUCUACUUAUACUGAAAGUUGAGAUGGCAGAAACUUUCAGAGGCAAAAAUUACGCAUAUUGAAAGGAUCCCACUCACAUGAAACUAACAGACUACUGUUUAAACUCAACUGUGAGUCCUUCUGUUCAGAACACGUUAUUUCAUGACUAGGAUAAAGAAGCAAAUGGUUUAUGACUUGUCUGCUUUCUGGUAGUUAGAAUACAAGAGUCAAUCUAUGGCCAGUGUUUAUUGGCAAUUUAAAAAUCUUUAAAAAUAAGUACCUGGGUGCAGUGGCUCAUGCCUGUAAUCCCAGCACUUUGGGAGGCCA
Molecule: messenger RNA, 2291 nt
Organism: Cebus imitator (Panamanian white-faced capuchin)
Lineage: Eukaryota; Metazoa; Chordata; Mammalia; Primates; Cebidae
Gene: GPR82
Product: G protein-coupled receptor 82
Exons: 3
Coding region: 810-1814 (334 amino acids)
Biological process (GO): G protein-coupled receptor signaling pathway
Cellular component (GO): membrane
Molecular function (GO): G protein-coupled receptor activity
Source: RefSeq, a predicted model, not a curated record